Molecule: messenger RNA, 501 nt
Organism: Psylliodes chrysocephalus
Lineage: Eukaryota; Metazoa; Arthropoda; Insecta; Coleoptera; Chrysomelidae
Source: the annotation of a GenBank genome assembly
AUGGCAGGCGCGUACACCAUCAGAAAAGAAACGAAAGAGCGAAUACAGAACGAUUUAAGAGAAAAAAUGAGAUUGCUAGUGAACGUAUCUAAGGCAGGAUGCGGUAACACCAAUGAUGGAAACACAUCACGAAGAAUUUUUGCAAACCCACAUACGUCUUCUCGAAUUAGUGGCAUUAAUGCGGACCUCAUCAAGCGAUUUAGAGUAAUUCUAGAAGUAAUUUCAAGUGGAUUCACCAUAAAUGCUGAAAAGUUUGCUGUUUAUGCCCACACAACAGCCAUGUUGUAUAUUGGUUUGUAUGAAUGGCAUCCUAUGUCACCUACAAUCCACAAAGUAUUGAUCCAUGGAACUCAAAUAUUAAGCCAUGCAAUUUUACCUACUCGACAAUUAAUAGAGGAGGUGGCUGAAGCCCGUAAUAAACAUUUCAGACAAUACAGAAUUGAUUUUUCGAGAAAAUUUUCUACAGAAGACUGCAACAGAGACAUUAUGAAUUGUUAUUGA